UAUCUCAUCUUUUACAUUAUCUCUACGUGUUACAUAUCAAUUUGUGUUCAUUUCAUUAGCCAUGGCGGCUAAUGGCAAAGGAAAUGGAAAUGGAAGCUUCAAUUUUCUUAUUAUUCUGCUAAUUACCAUUCUUAUAAUUCCCAUGCUAAAUAAGGCGCCCAUUGUUGUUUGCAUUGCCUCUAAUCAAGGCGACGAGAAUUCGGCAGCUGUGUCUCUAGAAGUUGUCCACCGGCUCAGACUGACCGACAACCGUGGUCUCGGUCAGCUAGCCGGGCUCCAAUCUACCCGUCGGAGUCAGCCGAAAUAUUACAGCGCGAACCUCCCGGUUACACACAAGUCUCGGAAUGUCCUCGGGUCCCACUCGGUGCAGGUUUGGCUCGGGAGCACGCACACACCACUGACCCUAGUCCUCGACACGGGGAGUGACGUGACGUGGACCCAAUGCCAGCCGUGCGACCGCCACCGCCACCGCUGCUACAACCAGGCUGGCCCGAUAUUCGACCCGAAAAAGUCGACGACCUACUCUGCGGUGACCGACAAGGCCCGGUGUGGGCCCGGACCUUGUGAGUACGGGGUGGAAUACACGGACGAUUCGUUCUCUUUCGGCACCGUUUCCACCGACAACCUCACCCUGUCCCGCGGCGUCGUGGUGUCGAAAUUCCUCUUCGGGUGCGGGCGAAAUAACACGUUGGGUGGACACGACGACGCGGGCCUGAUGGGGUUGGGGAACACAGAACUUUCCUUUGUCUCCCAGACAUCCCAAAGAUUCAGGAGAAAAUUCUCGUAUUGCCUCAACACAGAACAGGGGGGCGGAACAGGGCAUUUAACGUUCGGCGGCGGGGCUCGCGGUGGUAGUAUCAAGUACACCGAGUUACUCCAUGAUUAUUCCGGUUCUGGUUUCUACUUGGUUGACAUGGUCGGCAUAAACCUGAACGGGGUGCAACUGCCGAUCAGUUCGGCGGUGUUCGGCAACGGAACUUUUGUCGACUCGGGGAGGUCAGUAUCGGUGCUGCCGCUUGAAGCGUACCGAGUUUUGAACGACUCGUUCGCGAAAACAAUGGGGAGGAAAUACCGGAGAGCAGAGGGGGACGGGGUGCUCGAGAGUUGCUACGACUUGAGCGUUGCGGCGGCGGCGGACAUACCCAAGGUAAGCUUCAGGUUCGGCGGCGGGGUUGUGGUGGAUCUGAAUCCGGCCUCCGUCGUGGUGGACGUGACAGGGGACCCGCGCCGCUCGCGCGCGUGUUUGGCUUUCGUCCCGGAUUACUCUCCCGAUCAAAUGGGAGUGUUUGGGAACUACCAGCAGCAGACUUUGGAGAUGGUGUACGAUGUUGCCGGAGGGAAGCUUGGAUUUGGCCAGAAUGGCUGUACUUAAUUUUGCAUUUUUUUGAGGAGACAUGCAUGUACGGAGCAAACGAAGGAUGCGAUGUGGGAUCGUAUCGAGGAGAAGUUCUUCACGGCGAUGAAGAAGGACGGCUCCUACCGAACCCGGGACCAACUCACUUCCAAAUGGAGCCACAUCAACAAAAAAGUCCGAAAGUUUAUGGGAGUUUACGAGGGAUGCUCCCGGUCCCGGAGGAGCGGCACGAACGACGCCGAUGUUCUCCGUCUUGCCACGACCCGGUAUCAAGACGACGGGAACCAAGGCAAGGUGCCCAUCGAUCUUUGGAGGAUUUUGAGUCGUUCCCCGAAGUGGCAACAACUCAACAAUCCCGACGGCGGAUCGUUCCGGAAAAGAUCCACCGUC
Cuscuta campestris is the source of this 1744-nucleotide messenger RNA. NCBI's taxonomy places the organism in Eukaryota, Viridiplantae, Streptophyta, Magnoliopsida, Solanales, Convolvulaceae. The record is from the annotation of a GenBank genome assembly.